Lentinula edodes (shiitake mushroom) is the source of this 1308-nucleotide messenger RNA. Its product is annotated as alpha/beta-hydrolase. Lineage: Eukaryota; Fungi; Basidiomycota; Agaricomycetes; Agaricales; Omphalotaceae. The transcript is spliced from 5 exons. Bases 1 to 1308 code for a protein of 435 amino acids. The record is from RefSeq and is a predicted model, not a curated record. Gene Ontology annotation, molecular function: glycerophospholipase activity. Gene Ontology annotation, biological process: piecemeal microautophagy of the nucleus; multivesicular body membrane disassembly; neutral lipid catabolic process.
AUGUUACCGAUCUUCUGGAAGGAUAUCCUCGUCCAUUGGCUUAACUUCGUAUCCAUCAAUACGCCUGCUCCUUCCCCCCGUCUAAGCUUCGAGCUCAGACAUCUACAUGCCGUCUCUUCGUCUGCUCACGUCGUCUUCCAGGAUGUUCCUCCAGUUUGGAAAGAAUCUUCCGCCUAUCUGCAACAGAACCGUUCAUUUGCCAUUGAAGCUCGGCCUGUUUCCUCUUACAGAGGACCUAAUUAUGAAGAUCAACGGGUGGCGCGGGUGCAGUCAAUGAAGUUUGGUCAAAGUCAGUCCUUAAAUUGGGAACAAGAGAUAGUCCCUGGCCCAAACGUAGAGAGCAGGGAGACUUUGUUAGAGCUAGCCAAGAUGUCUAACAAUGCCUAUGUCGAAGUCGGAGAUCCAGCGUGGUACGAGUUGGGCGAAGAGUGGAACACUACGUAUCCAUUUGGAUGGGAACCCGAUGCCGAUGGAUUUCGCGGACAAGUUUUUGCGACUCCAGAUAAUUCGACCGUUAUUGUAUCUGUCAAAGGAACGUCUGCAGGACUUUUAGGAGGUGGUGGUCCCACGGUAAAGAAGGACAAACUGAAUGACAACCUCUUGUUCAGCUGUUGUUGUGCAAGAGUAGACUGGACGUGGACUACCGUCUGUGGAUGCUACCGUGGUGGUUGGAAAUGCGACCAAGAAUGUGUCGAAACUGCCCUCAUCGAGGAAUCUCUGUUCUACUCUAUUGGAAUUGUGCGCGGUCCCGUCUUGUGUGUACGGUCCGAGUUCAAACUAAUACUCACUCAGAAUCUGUACAAUAAUUUGACUUACAUCUAUCCGGAAUCCAACAUAUGGAUCAUUGGACACUCCCUGGGUGGUUCUCUGGCAUCUCUUAUCGGUGUCACUUUUGGUGCACCUGUUGUUGCAUUCGAAGCUCCUGGAGAGAAGAUGGCUGCUAGUCGAUUGCAUCUCCCUUCUCCACCGAGCACCCAACAUAUCACCCACGUCUAUCAUACUGCUGAUCCUAUAGCUAUGGGCACAUGUAAUGGUGUGUUAUCGUCCUGUGCUCUUGGUGGAUAUGCGAUGGAAUCGCGUUGCCAUUUGGGCAAGUCUGUCAUUUACGACACGGUAUCGAACUCCUCCUGGGCAGUCGAUGUUCGUACACACGGCAUAGUUGCUGUCAUCGAGAAGGUUCUCUCCGACCCUUGGCUUCCGAGCGUUGAGAUAGGCCGGGAAGUCCCUGAAGCGAUUUCUGAGGAGGAUUGUAUCGAAUGCUACAGUUGGGAAUAUGGCUCGUAUCCUGAGAAGCUCGACGAACUAUAG